Cydia splendana is the source of this 3798-nucleotide messenger RNA. RefSeq names its product cysteine--tRNA ligase, cytoplasmic (gene CysRS). The record is from RefSeq and is a predicted model, not a curated record. Gene Ontology annotation, cellular component: cytoplasm. The transcript is spliced from 12 exons. Gene Ontology annotation, molecular function: ATP binding; cysteine-tRNA ligase activity. The coding region runs from base 103 to 2280 and encodes 725 amino acids. NCBI's taxonomy places the organism in Eukaryota, Metazoa, Arthropoda, Insecta, Lepidoptera, Tortricidae. Gene Ontology annotation, biological process: cysteinyl-tRNA aminoacylation.
CAGGAUAAUGCUGGACGUGGAAACGGCGAGAGGAGCAUGAUUUUAUAUUCUUACUGAGUUUACAGUGUUUCACAGUGCGGGUUUUAAUUUCAUGAUAGAACAAUGUCUAAAAGAAGUCAGCCUAUUUGGUCACGGCCGUUAAAGAAUGAAGAAAGGCCAGUGUUACGGUUAUACAACAGUUUAUCGCGGCAAAAGGAGGAAUUCGUAUGCUCCAAUGGCAACAGGGUCAACUGGUACACCUGUGGGCCCACUGUCUACGAUGCCUCCCACAUGGGUCAUGCCAGGUCAUAUAUAUCUUUUGACAUUCUCAGACGAGUAAUGUCUAAUUAUUUUGGACUGGAUAUUCUGUAUGUGAUGAACAUUACAGACAUUGAUGACAAAAUCAUCAAAAGGGCAAGACAAAACCAUUUAUAUGAAAAGUAUGCAAAAGAAGAGAGAGAUUUGAGUAAAACAAUAGAUGAUGCAACAACUGUGGUGAAUUACUACGAGAACAUUGUCAAAACUACUGGUGACCCAGAUAAAAAGGCUGCAAUGCAAAAGAUGUUAGACAGUGUAGCAACUGCAGUUCAGGAUCUCAAGUUAGCAGUAAAAUGUAAAAAUAAGGAUAAGAUCUCUGAAGCAAAGAUUGCAUUGCUUACUUCAGCAAAGGACCCAAUAUCAGAGUGGUUAGACAGCCAGUUUGGCAGCACAGUCACAGAUAAUGCAAUAUUCACUACAUUACCAAGAUAUUGGGAAAAUGAGUUUCAUAAAGAUAUGAAAGCUUUAAAUGUGCUACCCCCAGAUGUAUUAACAAGAGUUAGUGAAUAUGUACCACAAAUUGUUAAGUUUAUAGGGAAGAUCAUUGAAAAUGGUCUAGCAUAUGAAUCAAACGGCUCAGUAUAUUUCAAUGUGAGUGAGUUUGACAGCAAAAAGCACCACCAUUAUGCCCGGCUGGUGCCUGAAGCAUAUGGAGACACCAACUCAUUACAAGAAGGGGAAGGCGAUCUCAGCGCCGACAGCUCGGAGAAGCGGUCCGCCAACGACUUCGCGCUGUGGAAGCGGAGCAAGGCGGGCGAGCCCUCGUGGCCGUCGCCGUGGGGGCCCGGCCGGCCCGGCUGGCACAUCGAGUGCUCGGCCAUGGCGGCCGACGUGCUCGGCGACACGCUCGACGUGCACACGGGCGGCGUCGACCUCAAAUUCCCGCACCAUGACAAUGAGCUGGCUCAGAGUGAGGCAUAUUUCGACAAGCCCGGCUGGGUGAACUACUUCCUGCACACUGGGCACCUGACCAUCGCUGGCUGUAAGAUGUCCAAGUCUCUGAAAAACUUUGUGACCAUCGGCGAGGCGCUGCGCCGGCACAGCGCGCGGCAGCUGCGCCUCGCCUUCUUGCUGCACGGCUGGAAGGACACGCUCGACUACUCCACCAAUACCAUGGAGAUGGCCAUUCAGACUGAGAAGAUGUUUAAUGAAUUCUUCUUGACGGUGAAGGACGCGAUGCGCGCGGGCUACGACGAGGGCUGCGGCGGCUCGUGGGGCGACGAGGAGCGUGUGCUGGCCGCCAAGCUGCAGGCCACCAAGGAUCAAGUCCACGCUGCCCUCUGCGACAACAUCGACACGCGCGGCGCGCUGGACGCGCUGCGCGAGCUGGUGGCGGCGUGCCACGUGUUCCUGCGCCGCGCCGCGCCGCGCCCCGCGCCGCUGCUGGCGGCGGCCGCGCGCUACGUCACCGACGUGCUGCACGUGUUCGGCGCCGUCGAGGGGCCCAGGGGCGGCAUCGGCUUCCCCGUCGGCGACGGCGACAACGUCUGUCUAGAGGAAGUGGUGAUGCCAUACUUAGAAGCGCUGAGCACAUUCCGAGCGCGCGUUCGGGACGCAGCGCGAGCGGUCAAGGCCGCCGAUGUGCUGGCGCUGUGCGACCAGCUGCGCGACGUCGACCUGCCCGAGCUGGGUGUGCGGCUCGAAGACAAGCCCGACCGCACAGUGGUGAAGCUGGUCAGCAAAGAAGAACUGAUGCGAGAGAAGGAAGAGAAAAAGCGAAUAGAGGCAGAGAAGCUUAAGAAGAAGCAAGAACUCGCCGAAGCGCAGCGGCUCAAGGACGAGCAGAGAAAGGUCCCGCCGGGGGACAUGUUCCGCAAGGAGGCCGACAAGUACUCGCAGUUCGACGACAAGGGUCUUCCAACUCACGAUCACGAAGGUAAGGAGUUGAGCAAGGGACUCGUCAAAAAGCUGCAAAAGCUGCAACAAGCCCAGGAGAAGAAAUACAACGAGUACUUAGCCUCCCUCAACGCUACCAGUGGUUAGAAUCGAUUCAUUCAUACCUAAAGUGCGACUUGGUAUCCUAGAGACUGAUAUUGCAUUACUUUAUUUUUUCGUUUCAUAUUUCAGUCUUUAGGAUUAAGCACAGGCCCUGGCAAAACAUACGGUCAGCUGCAGGCGUGGUUUUUAGCCUAAAUGUAAUAUGGUUACAUAACUGGCUGGUUCGCCAAGUCUAAAAGUCAAAGCUUAUUUUUAAAGUGGAUACUUAAUUGUUUGCAGCCGUGUAUGUAGUAUUCAAUUCAGAAUUUAGUAUUUUAAUGUACUGGCGACUUAUUUAUCCUUCUAAGGCCCAGCAAUACAAAUGAAAAACCCAAAAUUCGUCACUGAAAUUGGAAUCUAAAGUCCAGGUAAUAGAGAAUUUUAUUUCUAAGAAAAUUUUCCGAAAUAAAAGAAAUGCGAUUCUGUUGCAAUUGAAUUUGGUUUAAAUUUUAUCGAACUGAAAAAGUACUAUAGGUAGGACCUUGGACCUUAGGAGGUUAUGAUAAUACGUUGUAGUUGUUCAGCCAAUAUCAAAAUAUAUCGUGUUAAAAUGAUGAAUUAAUAGAAUUCGCCAGUAACUGGCCACCCUAAACUAAAAAUGAAUUCAAUUCACUUAUAACGCGGCUGAAUAAGAAGUGGCUACUUAUAAUUAACAAUUUUCUUAAACUAGAACCAAGGUAUACCGGAGUUGCCAGCGAUGGUAUGCACAAACCUGCAUUUAAUUGUCACUAUUUCAUUUUCAUAUAUUUCAUGAAUGGGGGAUAUUACUAUAAUGUUCUGCCGCCAGAGUGCAGCACUACCGACUCAGUAAAUUUAUAGACUAACUUAUACAUACUGUGCCUUAAACUGUUUUUUGAGAAGUUUUCACAGACAAUAAAAUAUGACAUUGAUGCAUCAAGGCGGUUUGUUAACAAGGGUACCGGUAAACGCGAAAAUCGAAAUUUAGUUAUCUGCCUCUUUAUCGCUCGAAUAUGCAAGAGUGAUAGAGAGAUUAGAUAACGAAAUUUCGAUUUUCUUGUUUCGCGGUAGGCCAUGUGAUUGACGUGACGUGUGAUGUGUCAAUGUGGUUUGUUUACUGUAUGUGCCACAAAGGUGCCACCUACGCAGAGCUUUGCCUAAUAUUCCCUAUUGUCUGUAUCAGUUUAUUGUUAAGUAAAUUAAUUUAUUCUUAGUAAUUAUCAUGGCAAUGGCAACGUGCUUUAAAAUAACGAAUAAUAGGUAGUAAUGCUCGAUGUCAAAGCAAUAUUUUGAAAUUGCGAAGGAACUUUCAACAGUGCUUUUGAAUCAAAUAACCUUUGAUAAAAAAUUUAAACAACUACCAAAUAACGUUUACUUUUCACACAUUACAAUACAUGUAAUACUUAUACUUAAACGAAAUAGUAAUAAGAUCACAGAUAAUACGACGAAACAGUAUUACAAUCAUUGCCUAAAUAUACCUUGCAUUAAGUUAAACAAAACAGUUGAUUUUGUGUAAAUCAAAUUUUAGCAAAUUUUAUACUUACAAUAAAAAGUAUUGGCAUAAUA